AUGCGCGCUCACUAUCUCGUCGCUGGCUUGCUCGGCCUCGCCGGCCUUGCCUUCGCCGUUCCUACUCCCGAGUCCACUGCCGUCUCCCUAAUCCCGACCUCCCAACCCGCCGACGUCACCGACCUCGAGUAUGUUGCCCCCGAAUGUAACAUGGGCCAACAGCCAGACAUGUGGCUCGCGGCUAUCUGCGGCAACCACACCAACACGAGCACCAUGCCUAAGACCUGGCUCGGCGUCUGCGCACUACUUACCGCCGGCGUCGCGCAUGAAGUCACAACCACGGUUCAAGACCCUGGUCUCAUGUGCAGAUUCUACGACGACAGCGACUACUGCAACAGCGACUUCGUCGUCGCUACCCUUACCCACCAUUUCCGGAUCCCGUCGGCGAUUGGCAAGCAGAUCAAGUAUGUUAGGUGUGAUAAGGCGCCGCCACAUGGGGACUCUGGUGAGAUUGAGGGUAGGGCUGACGAUGCUCUUCUGGCCGAUACUCCUUUUGUUCUGGGAGCGGAAGACAUCAAGCACGCCGAAGAUGAUAGCGCUCUUCCCAUCCACGACGCCCACGACGCCGACCGCACCCAACCCGAAGACACUUCAGCUUGGUCCCCAUCCCCCUGUAUGAACCCCGGAUCGGACUCCUACUUCUUGAUCGUGUGCGGCGGUGGUAACGCCAACUGGAUCCCCAACAAUUGGAUGAACGCGUGUGUGCGGCUGUCCGAUACCGUUGGGCACCACGUCGGUACUGUUAUUCAGAACGCGCACAUCAUGUGCAAGUAUUACGACGACAGUAACGAGUGCAAUAGCGACUUUAAAGCGUACUCCGACAAUUAUUCAGAGGACAUCGAGAUCUUUUCGUAUCCACCCCAGGUCGGAAACCAGCUCAAGUAUGUCAAGUGCAAGCAGGGUGAGUGGCGCAGGGGUAUUGCAUCUUCCUCCGCCUGUAUGAACCCCGAUGCGAGCCACUACUUCCUGUCCAUCUGCGGCAAUGGCAACGCCAACAACAUCCCCAACAACUGGAUGAACGCAUGUGUGUCGCUGACCGAUACUGUUGGGUACCACGUCGAAACUCUUACUCAGAAUGCGCGCAUCACGUGCAGGUACUACGACGACAGCAACGAGUGCAAUGGCAACAUCGAAGGGUCCUCCACUACUUACGAGAAAGAGGAGAGCUUUACGAUUCCACCCGAUGCUGGAAACCGGAUCAAGUAUGUCAUGUGCAAGAUUGGUCAGUGGCGCAGGGACGUUGGUGAGAUUGAAGCUCGAGAGAUCGAUGCUGCUUCCGGGUCACCGGAGAAGAUUAUCGACGCCAAAUUCGCAAAAAAAGCCUGGGCCUGCCAGAAUCCUCUCCCAGGCAUAGCCUACCAGGUACUGCUAGUCUGCUCUCAGGCCUACGCCCAACAGGUUCCGGAAAUUCACCAAAAAAGCUGUAUGAGGCUGGCAGACCCAGUUGCGCUUCACGUCGACAGUUUCCUCCAAGACGCAAAUAUGACCUGCGAUUUCUACGACAGUAGCAACGGAUGUUCCGGCAAGCAGAUUUUCCACUCCACUACACGGGAAGAGCAGUAUCGUUUCGAUAUUGAUUCGAAGUGGGGAACUUGGAUUAAGCAUGUGAAGUGUCGAUGGGACGAUACGUGGUACCAGACUGGUGGGAUUGAAGCUCGAGAUGUCGAUGGUACUUCCUCUCCAGACAUUCUGGUCGCUCCAAAAGUCGUGGUCGCUCCAGACACCGACGUCUCGCCAGACACUGAUGUCUCACCAGACUGGGCCUGCAUGAACCCGUCCCCGGAUAACCAAUACUUGGUUGUCUGCAGCCAUGGCGUAGGCCAACUCAUGACCAACAAGCUCUUGGGUAACUGUCUGAAGCUAAACAGCGAUAUCGCGUAUAACGUCGAUUCUUUCAUUCAAGAUCCAGGUCUGAGGUGUAGGUUCUACAACGACCGCCACUCAGACUGCAAAGGCGAACCCAUUUACACCGCUCAAACUCUGGACAAGCAACACCUAUUCAAGAUCGAUGCGAAGUACGGGACUAGGUUCAAGUACGUUUGGUGUUACAAGGGCGACCACCAGCUGAGCGAUGUUCCUGCGCUCGAAGCUCGAGUAGCGGAUACGUCUCUCGAGGCGCCAUCUUUCGCGGUCGAGGAACCGUCCGGGCUCAUCGCGCGACUCAUCAGCGAUACCGGCUACGCCUUUGAGUAUCAAAAGAACUUCGCUGGGCUCUGCAUCAAACUCCCGGACACGGUAUCUCGUCAUUUGACGCACGCAGCCUUGGUCGAUCAUACCGUCUGCAGGUUCUACGAGAGCGGCUGCUUUACUCUUAUUAAGCCUCUCUUCACUGCAAAGAGCGAGGCCCCCUACACCAAAGUUCCUGUGCCAUCGGAUGUCAGCAAGAAAAUCACCCACGCUGUCUGCGGGCCUUCGUCUGCCCCACACAAUGAGAUCGAUGCGCGAGCGGAUGCUAUAUCUCUUGAAGCUAGCCCGACAGCCACCUCUGCAACAACGAUGGCCAAGGAGUUCCUAGCAAGGAUCUACAGCAGCACAAGCAACAUGGCUGUUCUCAGCGACAAGAAUAGAGCCUGCGUUCGGUUCAACGACGAUAUGUCCCACGAUGUUACCAAGGUAGAAAUGGGAGCCAACACUCUCUGCGUGUUCUACGACAACGCUUGCAGUCGAGCUGGAUACCCCGUCUUCACCUUUUCGACCACGGAGGGGUACUUCAGUCGAAACGUGCCAGCAGAUGCUUCCAAGCAGAUUACCCACGUCAUUUGCGGGAAGAAAGACACUCACGCUGCGAUCGAGACACGAGCGGAUGCUACAACGGCAGCUCCGGCCCUCCUUGCGAGAAUCUUCAGCAGCACAAGCUACACGGAUCUCCACACGCAAGGCGACGACCGAGUCUGCGCUGGGUUAGGAGAAUAUAUUUCCCAUGAUGUUACCAAGGUAGAAAUGGGAGCUCACACUCUCUGCGUUUUCUACGACAACGAUUGCACCCUAGCCAAAUACCCCGUCUUCACCAUUUCGACCGACAAGGAGCAGUCUACCACUCGAGACAUGCCAGCGGAUGCUAGAUGGAAGAUCACCAACGUCCUUUGCGGGAAGAAAGACGGUUAUGCCAACGUCGAAGCGCGAGCGGAUGCUACAACGGCAUAUUCGGGAACCCUUGCGAGAAUCUUCAGCAGCACGAGUCGUCAUGCUAUCCUCAGGGAAAACGGCCGAGCCUGCGUUAUGUUAAGAGAUCGUGUUGCCAACAGUGUUACGAGUGCGACUCUUGGAGCUCACACUCUCUGCGUAUUCUACGACAACGAAUGCACAGCCAAAUACCCCGUCUUCACUAUUUCGAGCGAUAAGGAGCAGUUCACCACUCGAGACGUGCCAGCGGACCUUGGCAAGAGGAUUACCCACGUCCUUUGCGGGAAGAAAGACGGUUGGGCCAACGUCGAAGCGCGAGCGGAUGAUACAUCUCUCCAAACCACAGCCCAGAAGACGAAGAUGGCCCGAGUCUUCGGCGAUACAGCCGACCUGUACAUCUACGACGACAACGACGCGGCUUGCGUUGCGCUCAGCAAGCAUGUGGCUAAUGACGUUGUCGGAGUACAGCUAGAAGCCGGCAUUCUCUGCGUAUUUUACACCAAUGCCUGUAAUAUCGCCAAGUUCCCGAUUUUCCGCGCUUCUAAUGUUGGGCCCGGUACCUUGCAUGUGGAUAUCCCGGGGUAUACUGGCCGCGACAUCUCACACGUCGCUUGCGGGAAGAAGCAUACUCUUGAUGCUGAAAUCAAUGCGUGGGCGGCUAGUACACCGAUUGUCGAUGCCCGAGCGGAAACUACACUCACUGUCGAUGCGCAGGCGGUUACUACACCCAUUGUUGACAGCACGGUACUGACGACUUUACACUUGGACGGCCCGGAAAUUGCCAGAGUAUUCAGCAAGACUGCCAUGUUUGGCAUUAACGACGAGGACGCCAAUACCUGCAUCCCACUUGGCGACUCCAUUGCGAAUGAUCUUUUCGCUGUGGCUGUACACGAAAACGUCCUCUGCAGGUUGUGGAAGGACAGCUGCGAUGUAGCCAAGGGUCCUCUGUACCAGCUUCACUCGAACAAGGGGGAUGUUGCUUCUAAAGUGCCUUCCGACAUUGGCAAGCAGCUUACUCAUUUCAUGUGUAUGCGUACCAAGCCUCAAGCUACAAUUAUCACGCGAGGCGCACUAGACACUUCGAUGGCCGACCCUGGAGCCAUGGCCUUUCUGUUCAGCAGCGCUUCCCAGCUUGGUAUCUACGAUGAGGAUGCUAAGAAGUGCAUCCCGCUUGGCGAUUCUAUUGCGCAUGAUCUCAUCGCUGUGGCUGUACCCCGAAAUGUUUCCUGCUCGUUCUACAAGGACAGCUGCGAUGUAUCCAAGGGUCCUACUUUCCUUGUUGCGUCGGGCCAGGGGCGUGGGGAUGUUCAUUACGUGCCCGCGGAGAUUGGUGAGAGGCUUACUCAUGUCGUUUGUAUGCGUACUCAGCCUUCCGCUGACAUCAUUGCGCGAGAAGAAGGUCGGUCUACCGAGGCCCCGACAUAUCCGAAGAAGUCUUCUCGAGCCACCGACAUCACGAUCACUCAGCAUCUUCAUCCAGAGAGCGGAUAUAGCCCCGUACCCCUUCUAGUCGGCGAUCUCUUCGUCUGCUCUUGGGAGCACGCCAAUGGCUGCUGGAUCAUGCAUACACUCAACAAGUGCUUGGACCUUCCACCACAGAUUGCCUACAACACUAUGUACAUCGAACAGUCCAAGGGGUCGUUCUGUAAAUACUACAGGAAGGCUGGAUGCAUGGACGGCGACGAGUUCUGGCGCCAUACCUCGGGGCCGGAGGAUGUGGCUCAAAUUUCCGGAGAUGGAAUCAAGAAUCUCGCUAGCGCAUGGUGCGGAGGUACCGGUGUGACAUCUGAGAUGGAAGUCGUUUCUCAUGACCAUCCUAUUGAAAUGGUCACCAACGUUGACUCUUCCAUCUACGCCAACGAUAUCACCAAGCGCGAUUCUACCUCCACGGAAUGGACACCCGCAUGGACACUACCUAGAGCCAUCCGAGUAGGCGAAGUAUUCGCCUGCUCCGAAGACCAGGCCUCCGGCUGCUGGUAUAUCAACGCCCCGAACCAAUGCACCAAUUUCCCGACCCAGGUCGCCCACAAGUCCAAAUUCAUCAUCCAAGGUAAGGGUACAUGGUGCAUGUAUUACCUUGAGCCCGGCUGCUGGGACGGCGACGAAGCUUGGCAGCACACAUCGCCUCCCACAGACCACACUACCUUUGGCGUGAAGACCAACGUGGUCGCGAGUGUGGAGUGCCGAGCUGCUGGCGCGACUGCAAACGAGAUCACCAAGCGCGACUGGCCCCCAGGCUCAACAACAGUCUGCCACCAAGCGCACUACCAGUUCUGUACCGACAACGCCAUCAACGCUAUUCAGCAAUGCGCCAACUUUGCUCCUGCGGAUCAGGGCCCACUCUCGAUUAUCCAGUAUGGCGGCGCGUACUGUAAGUGGUACCGCGACUUUGGCUGUGGAGGCGGAGAGGACAAGUCGCCCAUGAGCAUUGAUUCUAGGGGUGGAGAGCAGUGGGUUGAUGAUUUGAGCGUGGAGAACAGGUUCAAGAGCGUCAAGUACAUCGAAAUGGAUAGCCCAGCUGAUCUAGAUGCCUUCUUCGCCUUUCAGAACAGUCAGUUCGCCACAGACCACGCAUUAGACGAUGGCAGCUUCGCCGGCCUGUCCGAAGCACUGGCAACCUCGAAUGCGGCGUCUUCUCAAUACAAUGAGACCUGGAUGAUGGAUCGGUCGCUUUUGGAUCUAUCGAACCAUUCCACCGCCUCUUCGUCGCCUUUCACGCCAAGCGCAUCGAUAUCCCGACCUAAGCUUGGCAGCCGCUUCUCGCGAGAAGUCAUCCGUACGCUCAAAGACUGGCUUACUGUUCAUCAAAAGCAUCCUUAUCCCAGUGAGGGCGAAAUGAUGGCACUUCAAGACCGAACGGGAUUGAACAAAGCGCAGCUUACAAAUUGGUUCGCAAAUGCCCGUCGACGCGGCAAGGUGCAAAGUGUUCGUCCUACUUCGCCGCAAGUCAAGAACUCGCCCACUUCUCCAGUGGAUAUCAUUCCGAGGCCUGGAACACCUGCUGUUAGGAUGGCGUCGAAUCAUAAAGACCCUAUGCAGCGUUGGGUGGAAUCGCCGCCGGAACAUGAACCUGCUGCGGUUGACGACAUUGCACGUGCGAUGGCUUCUACCUCACGUGAGUUGCCCAGUCGUGUAAUGAAGUGA
Alternaria triticimaculans is the source of this 6267-nucleotide messenger RNA. RefSeq lists its product as uncharacterized. Bases 1 to 6267 code for a protein of 2088 amino acids. The record is from RefSeq and is a predicted model, not a curated record. Gene Ontology annotation, molecular function: RNA polymerase II cis-regulatory region sequence-specific DNA binding; DNA-binding transcription factor activity, RNA polymerase II-specific. Lineage: Eukaryota; Fungi; Ascomycota; Dothideomycetes; Pleosporales; Pleosporaceae. Gene Ontology annotation, biological process: regulation of transcription by RNA polymerase II. The transcript is spliced from 2 exons.